Molecule: messenger RNA, 3351 nt
Organism: Sporothrix schenckii 1099-18
Lineage: Eukaryota; Fungi; Ascomycota; Sordariomycetes; Ophiostomatales; Ophiostomataceae
Product: serine/threonineeeee-protein kinase
Exons: 2
Coding region: 1-3351 (1116 amino acids)
Biological process (GO): protein phosphorylation; regulation of protein localization to mitotic spindle pole body; regulation of cytokinesis
Cellular component (GO): nucleus; spindle pole body; centrosome
Molecular function (GO): protein kinase activity; protein binding; ATP binding
Source: RefSeq, a predicted model, not a curated record
AUGGUUGGAAAGGGCAUCGAUAUGGAGGCGCUGUCGCCUAGGGAUGCUAACGCCAGGCGUCCUCGCACCAACGUUGCCGACCUCAAGACAAAGGCAGCUGCGCAGCUCAAGGCCAACAAGGACAAGGAGCACCCGCCGCCGCCACCACCAAAUGUUACUGAGCCGCCAAGCGCCGACCGCAAGGAUGGAGCCGUUUACCAGGUGGGCAAGCUGCUAGGCAAGGGCGGCUUCGCUGUAUGUUACUCGGGCGUCUUAGCCGGCACGAAGAAGCUGUAUGCGCUCAAGAUCGUCAAGAGCAAAAUGCCGACCAAGAUGGAGCAGAAGUUCCAAACCGAGCUUCAGAUCCACUCCAAGAUGCGCCAGGUGAAUAUUGUCCAGUUCUUCCGCGCCUUCUCCUUCGAGAGCUCUACGUACCUCGUGCUCGAGCUGUGUCCCAAUGGCUCGCUCAUGGAUAUGGUCAAGCGCCGCAAAGGCGUCACCGAGCCAGAGGUGCGGUUCUACGCCGUCCAGAUCGCCGGCGCUAUCAAGUACAUGCACGCCAAGGGUAUCAUCCACCGCGACCUGAAGAUGGGCAACAUCUUCCUUGACAAGAACAUGAACGCCAAGAUUGGCGAUUUUGGCCUCGCUGCUCUGUUAGUUACCGGCCGCGAUAUGCAGACCAUCCGGCGUACAACACUCUGCGGCACGCCCAACUACAUUGCGCCCGAGAUCCUGGAAAAGGGAAAGAAAGGCCACGACCAUAUGGUCGACAUCUGGAGCUUGGGCAUCAUCAUGUUUGCCAUGCUCACAUCAAAGCCGCCAUUUCAGUCGUCGACAACAGACGAAAUUUACCGUCGUGCAAAGGAGCGUGAUUACGAGUGGCCGACAGCCGACGGCCGCUUCAUCAGCGAGGAGGCCAAGCAUGUCGUGGCCUCUAUGCUGCAGGAAGCACACAUGCGCCCCGAUCCCGAUGCCAUUGUUGAGCACCCCUUCUUUGUGACGGGCUAUAUGCCCACACCCGCAGACAUGACCGUCCGUCUACGGGAACUGCCCCCCGAGCACGACGUCUUCUACCAGCACCCCGUCAGCCGCCGCAUCCAGGCCCAGAGCCUCGAGACUCUCAAGGAGAUGUGUGAUACAUGCAACGUGGGACCGUGGAACCCGGCCAAGAUUGUCUCAAAGCCAGUUUGGCGCGAGAUGGCCGCUGAGGAGCAGGCUGGCUUGACUCCAGCCAUCCCGCUCUCUGAUGAUAUUGUGUACCGACCGUUUGAGAGCUGGCUUCAGGAGAACCAGCUCUUCCAGGGUGGCAGCAGUACAAGCGCAAAUACCAACAGCCGGUACGGCACACAUCAAAAACAGCAACUCCAACCAACCACGUCUUCCUCAACACCAUCCCUCUCCGUUCCGGCUCAACCUCCUUUGGCCGAAUGGUCUACGCAAACUGCUACAGUCGUCGCAAACGCAAUGGAAGCUUCAGCAAAGCGCUCAGCAACAGCAACUCUCUCGAUGGCGCCGGCAAGCCUACUUCGAGAGCCGCCGCAGAGUUUCGCCGCUCAGCAGCGGGCACAGGGUCGUCCCACACGAAGCAGCGGCCUUGCUGAGACAGCACAAAUUGCUUCUGCAACAACCACCAUCACAUCGACUGCGACGACCGCAACACUCCCUACCUCCACUUCUGCCGCCACAGUUUCUGAAACACCUGUGCCUGGCCUCGUCCGGCGACCGUCUGGACGGCGAGAUAUCCCUCUCGGAAACGGACUGUCUCUCCAAGCCCGCGAGCAGAGAGCUGCCGCUACAAAGUCAACAUCCACUACGACGACAACUACUGGCCGCUCCCGCACUCUCUUGCCAGGAAGCAAGCCAUCCGCAACAAUGUCCGCGAUAGAAAAGAGGGCUUCUGCCCGCAGUGCUGCGAUGGCGACUGCCGAGUCAGCACCUACCAUCGGAGCCGGUGCAGCACUGAGCGCGACCAAAACCACCAGCAGGGAAGAGCUGGCUCCUGGUGUUGAGAGACUAUCGUUGUUUAACCCCAAAGAGAUCCAUGAGCGCAUUCCGAACAGCGAGCCGGAUACCGUCCUUCUGCGCCUGCGCAAGCUACAAACUGAGCUGGAUCGUGCGCUGAACGCGCGCACUAUGGCAUUCAUUUCACCAACCCGCGACAAGGCCCAUGCAACACCACCGCAAAUUGUGGUGAAGUGGGUUGACUACACGAACAAGUUUGGUCUCGGUUAUAUCUUGAACGACGGCAGCAUCGGCUGCAUCCUGCGCUCGAUCCCGGUCGAGUCCUCCAACACGGCAAUCGAAGGCAACAAGGACUCUGGCAACCUGCCGCCAGCGUGCCUUUUGAUACACGGAGCAGAGCGCCACAUACUGCGCCGCGAAGAUCCUAGCUACGCCGACCGUUACCAGAUUGUGCCCAUGGCAUCGUCCGGAAACGAGGGCAUCUACUUUUACGAAAACAACGGCGAGCAAGGGCUUGAGCGUGUCCGUGUUGACCCGCAGCGUUUCCGUGUCGCAGUCAAUCCGCACACUGGCGUUGCUGGCAAGCUGUCUGCUGGCAAAGAUGUGUACGAUCACCGCAAACGUGAGUGCAUCGUUCUUUGGAAAAAGUUUGCCAACUAUAUGCUGGCAUACGGCCGCGAACUGGACGGAGGCAUUGAUGAGCGGGCCAACGACCACGCCCGAAAAACAGCAGCAACAGCAGCUGUCGACAAUUCUAUCGUCCCUAGCGACGUUGUCACCUUUUACCAGCGAUUCGGCGAUGUUGGCUGUUGGGUCUUUUGCGACGGUCAUCUGCAAUUCAACUUCCCCGACCACACCAAGGUCGUGCUAGAUGCCGCAGGCGUGUGGUGCCACUUCUGGCACCUCCCUGCAGAGGCAGCUCAGCGUAUGGCAGCCACGGGACUCCUGGAGGAGGUCGCCCUCGACGAGCGCAGCGUGCUCUCGUACCCGCUGCAGACACUGCUCAACUUUGGCGUUGGCAGCUCCGGUUCCAGCUCAGCGGCUUCUCUGUCUGGAGGCGCUGCCACAUCGAGCAGUCGUCGCCGACCCGUGAUCCGCCCCGAAAUUCAGGGCAUCCCUGCGGCGAACGAUUUCCGCCGCAAGGUUGAGUUUGUUCGCAGCGUGGUGCGCGAGUGGGUCAACAAUGGCGGCAUGGGCAACAGCGACAUGAGCCGUGCGCGCCGUCUGCGGUGGACGGGCACCCGUGAGACCCUGAAGCAGGUUCCUGGCACAACAACGCCGACUGCAAUUCCGGCCGCCAAGCAUGUAUGGGUAACCAUUGGUGCGCGGCAAGGCGACGUCCGCUUGUCCGCCAUGGUUGAUCCCCGCCGGCCCAACGAAAUUGGGCCUGAUUUGGAGGAGAAGCGGUAA